GAAAACAUGGAGGAGAUUUUGGCAAAAUUAUUAUUAGCUGACAAUGAGGCAAUUCAUCAAGGUACAGCUCAACUUCGAGAAGCUCUGAAAAAUCCUGAAAGUACAUUGGUGUUAUGCCAAAUAAUUAUUUCGUCAGCUAACCCAGCAAUAAGACAUUAUGGUGCCUUACUGUUAAGAAAGCGGUAUACCAAGACAAAAUAUUGGUCCAAAUUACCAAUAAAUAUAAAAAACGAAGUAAAAUCCAUUUUACUCCAAGGUCUGGUUAAUGAAGCAGACAAAAGUACAAAAACAGGAAUUGCUCAACUGAUCGGUACGAUCGUCAAACAUGAGCUACCAAACAAUGGAUGGCCGGAGCUGUUCCAAUUUAUCCAGCAACUUGUGUCUAGUGCUAAUAUAAUCGAAAAAGAGUUGGGAGUAUUUACUCUAGCACAAAUGACUGAAAUUGCUCCGGAAACUUAUACAGCGCAUUUAGAUUCACUAGCCGGUCUUCUAGUUCAAACAUACAGCACCUUACAAGAUUUGGGUCAUCCUAUUGCAUAUUAUAUCAUUAAAAUAAUGAUGUAUCUAGCAUCGUUGGUUGAAGGGAAUCAAGCGAUGGUAAAUGCAUACAAUCAGAUGAUACCAUUGGCAAUGGGUACUAUUCAAUCGUUGUCUACAAAAGAACCCGAUAAGGCCCAAGAGGCGAUGGAAUUAUUUGAUGAUUUAUGUGAACAAGCUGUAACUCUCAUAUCUCCUCACGCAAAAAUCUUUAUCCACAUGUGUCUGACGAUCGGAGAAAAUAAAUCGCUGGAUGAUAUGCUGAGAGUACGUGCAUUAGGAUCGCUAGCUAUUAUUAUAAGAGCUAAACCACGAUCCAUUAUUAAGCAUAAAUUAAUGGAGCCAAUUGUCGAUACCGUUUUUCGAGUAAUGUGUUCACCAGAGGAUGAAGAGGAUGAUGAAGAUUCUAAUGAUGAUAAUCCAACAUACACUCCGGUAACUCGUGCAAGAGAAACUUUGGUUGUAAUGGCAAUACACCUAAAGUCUGAAAAAUUAGUUCCACUUUUACUUCGACACGUAGAACCGGGUGUACAAAGCGAUGAUGUCUGGGUAAAAAAAGCAGCAUUUUUAACUGCGGCAUCACUAGCUAAAGGUUGCUCUGAGUACAUAAGAUCUAAAUACCUUGAAUAUUUUCUCAAAUGUAUCUAUCAAGGUAUCAAGCAUAGUUCUCAUAUUGUUAUGAGUGCUGCACUUUAUGCUUUGGGUAAAUUUUCUGAGUAUCUCCAGCCAGAAAUCAGUCAAUAUUCUCAAGAACUUUUGCCUGUACUUUUUGAUUAUCUCAGUCAAAUGUGCGUACACAUAAAACAAGAAAAAUCUCAACCACCAGCAGUCGAUUGUAUGUUUUAUGCACUUGAAACUUUUUGUGAAAAUCUUAAUGAUGGAAUCUUGCCGUACCUUCCAAUUUUAAUGGAACGUUUAUUUGAAACAUUAAGUAUAAAUGCUCCAAAUCAUAUUAAAGAAUUGGCUCUAAGUGCUAUUGGAGCUGCAGCAAGUGCUGCUCAAGAACAUAUGGUUCCAUAUUUUCCAAAAAUCAUCACAAUUCUUGAUCCUUAUUUCACAAUGGUACCAGAUGACAACACCAUGAGCUUACAAGUGCAAUCAAUUGAUACAUUGGCUAUUCUUAUACGAACAAUUGGAGAGGAAAAUUUUGCGCCGUUAGUUGGAAAAUCUUUAGAUUUAGGCAUGAAACUAAUCACUGAAAAUAAUGAUCCUGAUAUUAGAAAAGCUGUGUAUGGAUUAUUUGGCUCUUUAGCGACUAUAACAAAAAAAAAUUUAGCACCAGCGCUUCCACAAAUUUUAGAGUUUAUCUUUAAUAGCAUUCAAAGUUCUGAAGGAGUUGUGGCUCAUCUUAAAGAAUUUGAAGACGCAGCUUAUCCAAUUUACGAAGAUCUGAGUGAUUCUGAAAACGAUGAUGAAGAAGAUAUCGAACAUACUGACAAUGAAGAUGAUGGUAAUGAUGAUGAUGAUGACGAUAUAGCCGCUUACACACUUGGUGACUCUUACAUUGAAGAAAAAGAAGAAGCUAUUUUAGCAUUACGUGAUAUAGCUCAUUACACUGAAGAAGCUUUUUUACCUUAUUUAGAAAAAGCAUUCGAAGAAGUAUUCAAGCUUGUAAAUUACCCUCAAGAUGAUAUUAAAAAAGUAUCUAUUGAUGCUUUAGCUCAGUUUUGUCUAAAUUUUUCAAAAAUUUAUUCAAAUGAAGGUAAACAAGCAUUAUUAAAGGCAUUAUCUGUUUUCAUUCCUAAACUUUCAGAGCUUAUUCGUCUGGAUGUUGAAGCGGCAGUCGUAAUAAGCGGACUCGAGGCUCUUGCCGAACUUUUAAAAGAAAUAAAAAUUGAUGUACUAGUUGGUGAAGGUCACAAAGAGGCUAUAAUGAAUUGUGUGACAGAUGUUUUCACUGGUAAAAUUGAGUGUCAGGAUCAAGAGGAUGCAGAAGAAGACGAUGAAGCUGAACAGGACGAAUUUUUAGUAGAAUGUGCUGGUGAUGUACUUUCUAAUUUCGGAAAAAUUAUUUCAGCUGAAGAGUUCGCUCACUACUUUCAAACUGUUUUGCCGUUCCUCAAAGAGAGAACAAAGCAUGAUAAAUCUGAUCCUCAAAGAUCUUUCGCUGUCGGUACAAUAUCUGAAUGUUUAGCUGCCCUUCGACAUAUGACAGCAAGUUUUGUACCUCAACUUUGGCCAUUCUUCAAAAAGCGCAUUCAGGAUCCAAGUCCAGAAGUGAGAAAUAAUGCAUACUAUGGUAUAGGAGAACUUGUUCUUUGGGGCAAAGAAGCUGUUCAAUGUCAUUAUAACGAAAUUAUACUAAUAGUUGCUAAUGCGCUUCAAACUGAAGAACAUCCUGGUCCUAGAGACAAUAUGGUUGGAAUUAUUGCUCGGCUUAUCAUUACGAAUUAUUCAUUAAUCAAUAUUGAAGUCGUCUUUCCUGGUUUUGUACAACAAUUGCCCUUAAAAAAAGAUUAUGAAGAAUAUUUGUCUGUAUUUAAAAGUAUAUUAACUCUUUAUAGAGAUAAACAUGAAGUUCUUAAACCUCAUAUCCAUACACUUCUAAUAAUUGCGAUUAAUGUGCUGUAUGAGAAGAAAGCUCCUAAUGAAGAAACUAAACAAGUUAUUUUAGAGUUUAUAAAAUCUGUCCAACAAGAUUUUUCAAAUGAGUGGAAUGCUGUAUUUUCUGAACUGCCACCAGACAUGAAACAAAUACUUUCGUGUUAA
This is a messenger RNA of Cotesia congregata, 3246 nucleotides long. Lineage: Eukaryota; Metazoa; Arthropoda; Insecta; Hymenoptera; Braconidae. The record is from the annotation of a GenBank genome assembly.